This is a messenger RNA of Volvox carteri f. nagariensis, 708 nucleotides long. RefSeq lists its product as uncharacterized. The transcript is spliced from 3 exons. Gene Ontology annotation, molecular function: protein binding. NCBI's taxonomy places the organism in Eukaryota, Viridiplantae, Chlorophyta, Chlorophyceae, Chlamydomonadales, Volvocaceae. The annotation marks the transcript as partial. The record is from RefSeq and is a predicted model, not a curated record.
CACAAGGCUGCCGUACCCGACGUGGCGUACAGUCCUGACGGCCGCCUGAUGGUAUCGGCGUCCCUGGACGGGUCUGUACGACUGUGGGACGCGGCCACGGGGGAGCCCAAGGCGGCGCUGGCGGCGCCGCCGGCGUUGUGUCUGUCGUACAGCCCUGGCGGCGAGCUGAUGGCCACUGGCGGCGACGGCGGCGGCGUGUGUUUGUGGGACCCGAGUACUGGAUUACAACGUGGAGUACUUCAGGGGCACAGGGACUCGGUGGCGGCAGUGGCGUUUAGUUCCGACGGGGCGCUGCUGGCGUCCGGCGGCAGGGACAAGAUGGUUCGGUUAUGGCAAACGGAACGCUGUUCCAAGGUGGCGGACCUCAAGGGGCACACCGGGCCGCUGCUGGCGCUGGCUUUUUCGCCCGAUGGUGCCGUACUGGCGUCAGCAGCACAUGACGAUGCCGUACCACGGCUGUGGAACGCAGCGGAAGGCCGGCUGCAGGCAGCCCUUGAGGGGCAUCGACAAGGGGUCCUCAGUUUGGCGUUUUCGCCCGCCGGCGGCCUGCUCGCCACCGCCGCCGACAAUGUACGGCUCUGGGACGCGGCCAGUGGCGCGGCGCGUGGCGCACUGACGGAUCACAUCUUCCCCGUCGCCGCCGUCGCGUUCACGCCCGACGGCGGUACACUGGUUUCCGCCGAUACCUCCCAUACGUUGCGGCUCUGG